AUGCCGCAUCCUUCGCAGUUCAAGCGCCCAGCUGGCAAGAAGGGCCCGCGCCAGGUGACGGGCAAACGGCAGCCCAAGAUCACUCUCCGCCCCGCUCCCGCACGCGACCCUGCCGCUCCAACCGCCGACAAGGGCAAGCGACGCGCCGAUAAAGCAGAGGAGGAGGAUGAGGGAGCGGAGGAGGAGGACCAGCCGCGCUACGGGUACCGCGAGUCGCUGCGGGGCGAGGCGAAACCUCUCGAGGGUCUGCGGAUCUCGGUCAGCGGCUGCUCGGGGCAGAAGGAGGACUUGUGGGCUCUCGCGAUCGAGUACGGCGCCGAACGGCACGGCGGCUUGCAGGAGGACACGACUCACCUGAUUGCGGACGGGCGCGACUCGGCCAAGUACAAGGUCGCCAUACAACGCCGUAUCCAUGUCAUGAAGCCGUCGUGGCUACCGGCCGUCAAGGAAGCGUGGACAAGCGGGGAGGACGUCAACUACCUCGAGCUCGAGCUCCAGCAUGCGAUGCCCAUCCUCGAGGGCGUCAAGGCGUCAUUGACUGGCUUUCCGCAAGGCGAGUACAAGAACGCCCUCAAGGAUCUCCUCCAGCAGCACGGCGCCCAGGUCAUCUCGGGCUUGAACUCCAGCAUCACCCACCUUAUCGUCGCUUCGCCAACCGCGCCUCACUCGCCCACACCGUCAAGCGACAAGCUUCUUCACGCACGCAAGAACCGUGCACGGCUUCAUCCGGAUCUCGCCGUCGUCUGGGAGGGCUGGGCGCGAGAGGCGAUCGAGUACGGCGCGAUUCGUGCGGAGCGUCUGCAGGAAUGGGCGUGGAAGGAGACUGGCAAGGAGCCGGAGAUGAAGCUCGAUUGGCAGGUUGCUGUUGCGCCGCCGCGCUCUCGCUCCACCCGACUUAUCCCCGCAGCCUCGACUUCCGCCUUGCCCAUUCCUCCGCCCGAAUUCUCGCAGCCCACAACCGAUCCCGCCCUUCCUACUCGCCCUUCCCUCGUGCCGUCAGACGUCCCAGGCGCCUCGAAGGCGCGCUCGACCUUCAAGGGUUAUGAUGCGUCGCUCCUCGAAGCGGUCGAAGCUGGUGCCUCGACUUCGGCAGCGCUCGCGCCGGCAGUCCCGACAGCCCACGACCUGUCGAACGGUACAGUGCUGAAGAAGCGCCGACGAGCGGGUCCGUCGGCCGCAGACGCCGCGCUCGACCUUUCCUUGCCCGCCGCCAAUCUCGCGGGAGAUGCCUCGCAGGCGCUCCUGCGAACGUAUACGGGCGGGGCAGGUGAUGCGAGCCGCUUUGCGGAUGCCGAUCUUGGCGAGCUGCCGACGUUUGACGAGAUGCACGCCGGCGCGAGCGGACGACUGGACGACUCUACCGCCGAGAACCAGGAGCUCGCAUACCAGCUCGUGCCGGGUCGCGUCGAGAUGCAGCUCGUUCCGAAGAGCAAGUCGGUUAUUCGAGCCCUGUCGAGUCGACGAGCCGGCUCUUUUGUCGAGGCGGACAAGAGCGGCGCCGAGGCGAAGAAGACGGCGCGGCGGGCGGGAGCUCGCGGUAGCGUUCCGCCCAUUGACGAGUCGACAAGGGAAGAAACAGGCGUUGUGACGGGAGCAGACGACUCGGCGUUCUUCGAUGCGGCCCCGCAAAUCUCGCCGCUCCGCAAGGAAGACCGCACGCCAACCGACUCGUCGGAAGAAGGGACGGUUCCGCCCAUCUUCCACGGCACGAAGCUCGCUCUCAAGGAGCUCAAGGGUCCGAACCCGAAGCUAAUCCAGGGCGUCAUUCAGUCGAGAGGGGGAGAAGCGGUCAUCGAUGCGAGCGAGGACGAGCUGGCGACAGUGGACUGGAUCAUCGUCGACCACGUCGAACCGCCUGCCCGCUUUCUCGCCUCGUCAGAUCCUCGCGUCGUCAGCAUCUGCUGGCUCGAACUGUGCAUCUUCCACGAUACCCUCCUUGCCCCUGCUGAUCGCCUCCUCGAGCGCCCACUCCCGUACCACUGCCCUGUCGAAGGAGCUCGCUCGCUUCGUGUGCACUUCUCCGGCUUCGGGCAAGAAGACGAUCCGGCGAUGCACCACAUCAAGCGCUUCAUGACCGUCAUCGGCGCGACUUUCUCCGUCGCCUUCAAUCGCAAGUCGACGCAUCUCGUCGUCUGCGCCCUUGACGACGACCCCGCCCUACGCCCUGAAGACCUCGACGGUCUGCUCAAUCCGAAGGUUGCGAAGGCGCGCGAAUGGGGAACGCCGAUUUGCUCGCUGCGCGACCUGCGAAAGCGGGUGCUCGAGCUCGCUGAAGAGGCGGACGAGGGCAUGGAGAACCGGCCAGACGUGGCGGUCAAGCAGGACAAGGGCAAGAUGCGCGAGAUCACGAACGAGCUCGAGGACAGAACCAUGUCUGGUCCGCUCAGCGACUGCGUCGUGUUCUUCUCCUCCAAGCUCGACGCGGACCGCCAAGCUCUCGCCUCUUCCGUCGCCAGUCUCGGCGGCACCGUCGCUCGUCAGCAAGCCGAUGCGGUCACGCAUUUUGUCCACGCCGGGACCAAGGCGAACGAGCCAUUCAGGGACUUUAAGCAGGCGAAGGCCAACGGGUCCUUCAUCGUCCACCCUCGCUGGAUCGAGGAGUGUCACAACGCACACGCGCGAGUCUCGGAAGGCGACUUCCCGCAUACGUUCGAUGCCCGCAAAGGGGGCCAGCUCUUCGAUGCCGGCGUUAGCAUCUCGGCCUCUCCGCCUGCCAACGAAGCGCAGUCGGCUCUUUCCGCGUACGUCGCCACUCCGACACGAGCGUCCUCCACGGUACCCGCCGCCCUACGUCGCUCGCCCUCGAAGUCGACGACAACUCCUGCCGGAUCGCCGAAAGCCAGCUUCAUCCCCGCCAAGCGCACUACAAGCGCUCAACAGCUCGAGAUGGAACUUGAAGGCGAGAAUGACGAACAUCGGGCGGCCUCGUCGACGCCGCUGCAGAGGCGGGAGUCCGAUGUCUCGACCGAGGUGGCUGAUGCGGCGGAUCUCGGCGGCUUUGGAGACCAAGGCGGCGACUACCCUUCCCGUCAAGUCGUCGAGCAACCCAGCACGUCCUCGCCCCGCUCGUCCGCUCAGCGCCGCGAUCAAAUCGUCGCAGAAGACGAGCAGGAACCCUCUUCCGACCCUCUCGCUGAGAUCCCUCCGCUGCGAUCCGAGUCCAGGCCGCCAGUCUCGACAACCACCGACGAUCCGGACGCCCAGAAGAAUGUUCUCAAGCAGCAGACAUCGCUGUUGCUCGCUCAGCUUACGGAGGCUGCUCCGCAAGCCGACAAGGUGGGAAGGACGAGGAGCCGCACGGCCUUGACGAGGAAGAAGAGUUCCUCGGGCACAAUAAGCUUGAACACGUCGAAGACGGCUACUCCUGCCAUUACCGACUCGGCCUCGACCUCCGCACGACGCAUCCCCGGCCUCGCCUACCCACUCGACCCGUCGCAGGCGACGCAGGAUCUCGAGAGCAUGCACGUCGUGUACGACAAUCCACACGAAGCCGCCGCUCGCGAACAGAUCCGCCAAGCGCUCGCUCAGCGGUCUGGGCUCGACGCGGCAGAUACACAGGACGCCGUGCAGGAGUCGCCUGGACCGAGGACGAGGCGGUCGGCCAGGAUGUCGGCUGGCAGGCGGUGA
Messenger RNA from Rhodotorula toruloides NP11, 3627 nucleotides. Its product is annotated as DNA replication regulator DPB11. The transcript has 8 exons. Gene Ontology annotation, biological process: DNA replication initiation; mitotic DNA replication checkpoint signaling; mitotic G2 DNA damage checkpoint signaling. The record is from RefSeq and is a predicted model, not a curated record. Bases 1 to 3627 code for a protein of 1208 amino acids. Lineage: Eukaryota; Fungi; Basidiomycota; Microbotryomycetes; Sporidiobolales; Sporidiobolaceae.